Molecule: messenger RNA, 3241 nt
Organism: Drosophila suzukii
Lineage: Eukaryota; Metazoa; Arthropoda; Insecta; Diptera; Drosophilidae
Gene: mlt
Product: tubulin folding cofactor E like protein mlt
Biological process (GO): post-chaperonin tubulin folding pathway; tubulin complex assembly; microtubule cytoskeleton organization
Cellular component (GO): cytoplasm
Molecular function (GO): alpha-tubulin binding
Source: RefSeq, a predicted model, not a curated record
AAUCCGAACACGAGCACACGACUCACCCAUAUACACUCGACUAUACGUAUAUACGUAUAGCCACUGCACCGCCGAGGAGUUUUCGCGGUUCUCGGUGGUUAGUUGAGCGUUUGGUGGCACUGCGAGCGGACAGAGAGCGUUUGUGGAAAAGCAGAAAAACAGAAAACCAGAAAGGCAGAAAAGCGGAAAAGCUGGCCACUGCGACAAAGGUUAAACAGCAGCAACAACAACAUACAAAACGACAACAAAGGGAAAACGCAUCUAAGCUGGAGGAGAGUUUCGAAAAAAAAACACAAGCCCAGACCAACGCACUUUGGGUUUCUUUGUUACAAACUUUUUUAACAUUGAAGCACUUCGAAAUCAACCAAAAAAAAAGAGACUCGAAUUAGUGCGCAAUAGUUAACAGUAGAAACAAAAAUACAACGAAACGUGCGCAAUAAUUUGUUUAAAAUCAAUGAAGACUGCAACUGCGCAAAACUGAAAAAUUGCAUCAUAGCCAGCACACAGAACGUACGGGCUAGGAAAAAUUCGUAUGAGCUUGGAAAAGUGGAAAAUCAAUAGGGGGGUUCAAAAUAAGAAAAAACCCCAUCUAAACAUAUAGGGGGGGAGAGACUAUCCAAAACUAUCCCAUAUAAACUAUACCCCUCCAAGAGAAGUGCAUUUCGCCAUGCCUUCGCUGCUGGAGGCGCUGGAGCGCAAGUAUUUCGCAGAAUGCGAAUUCGAGAAUGCCCACCAACCGGAACUCCACAAGCGGAGUGACCUGCCCAAUGACUUUACGGUCACCAAGUGCGGCGGACGCAUGGAGUUCUCCAUCUUCAUACCCCGCCUAUCGCCCCUGACCAGUGUGCCCGCUUUGUUGGUCCUCAAUGACUGCGACAUCGAUUCGGCCGGGGACUUCGAGAGCAUCCGGGAGAAGUGCCAGCGGGUUAGGGAACUGGAUCUGGCCCAGAACAAGCUGAGCGACUGGUCGGAGGUCUUCAGCAUUCUGGAGCACAUGCCGCGCAUCGAGUUCCUCAACCUGAGCAAGAACCAGCUGGCCAGUCCGAUUAGCACUUUGCCCACGGCCCCCACGAUUAAUCUGAAGAGCCUGGUGCUGAAUGGCACCUACCUGGACUGGGCCUGUGUGGACACACUGUUGAAGCACCUGCCCGUGCUGCAGGAACUGCAUCUCAGUUUGAACAACUACAGGCAGGUGCUGAUCGAUGCCGAGGAGGCGGAACAGCGGCUGCAGCAGAAGGAAACGCCCGAGGAGACGGAGCGGCGUAUAACCAAGGCCCAUCCCGCCCUCAAGACCCUGCACUUCACCGGUAAUCCCGUCGAGCAUUGGCAGGAGAUCUGUCGCCUGGGCCGGUUGUUCCCCAAUCUGGAGGCCCUGGUCCUGGCCGAUUGUCCCAUACGAACGCUGCAGGCCGAGGAGAGCGGCGAGACCCACAAGUACUUCCCCAGUCUGAGGCUACUGAAUCUCAGUUCCGCCCAACUGGACAGCUGGACGGCCAUCGAUCAGUUGGCCAAGUUUGGACAGCUCCGGAAUCUCCGCGUGAAGCACUGGCCCCUGUGGGAGAGUCUGGAGUGCACGGAGCACGAGAGGAGGCAGCUGCUCAUAGCCCGACUGCCCAAUGUGGAGAUGCUCAAUGGCGGGGGCAAGAUUACCAACGAUGAGCGUGUGGAUUCCGAGAGGGCCUUUGUGCGUUACUAUAUGGACAAGCCGGAAGAUGAGAGACCCGAGCGCUACGAGGAGCUCCAGCAGAUCCAUGGCAAGCUGGAUCCCCUGGUCAAUGUGAGCCUGAAGCCGGACAAGCGGGUCAAGGUACUGUUCACCUACAACGAUGUGAGCGACAGUCGGUUUGUGGAUAUCUAUCUGACCGUCAAUGAUCUGAAGGUGAAGCUGGAGAAACUAGUUAGCCUGGCGCCCAACAAGAUGCGGCUCUACUAUCUGGAUCAGGACUACAAGGAGUUCGGACCCGAGGAGAUGCGGUUCCCCAACAAGCAGUUGUACAGCUAUAACAUCCAGUCGGGCGACGAGAUCAUCAUCGAUGCCAAGAAGUGAGACGGGCUAAGGCCCCGUAAUCCUUCCGGAACUGGAGAGGAUUAGCAUUGCCCCCGAGCGGCGCUUCGUGUUCCCCCCGCCUGGUGCUACAAUUUGUGAUCUUGUACGCGAUUCAUCUAUACUUAACGUACUCUACUGCUACUGUUAAUGCUGUUCUGUUCUCCCCAGCCAACCACUUUGUAAAUACGUUCUUGAGAAACGGCCAAGCGAACAUUAUUGCGCACCCACAUCGUAUAUUUUAAUUACUGCCUAACCUAAGCCACACACACAAAAACACAAAACUAUAAAAUACAAAAUACAAUACAAAAGAAAACAAAAAACAAGCAAGAAUGCAUUAAACAAUUUUAAAAUUGACCGACUAUCUUCGUUUUAUGGUGAUGGGCAGCACUUUCCGUUGGGGAUCGCUGGAAGAUAAGAUAUGAGUCAUGAAGCGGAAUCAAAACAACGCAACACAAGCGCAUUUCCACCGAUCGUGGAUAGUGUGGAGCUUUCGCGAUCUAUAUGUCGAUAACGACUUCAGCACAAUUAUCUCGCCGAAGCUUUGAAAAGUUUCCCGAAGAAAAGAAACCUGAGAACUGGCUCUCCAGCUUCCCACAUAUAAUUAGCAGAGUAAUAACAAUCUCUGAUGGUUAUAUGUCCAUUUAGCAUACCUAUGUGCAGGGCACAAGUACUUUGGCCAUUUAAGAAAUUAUUUAUAAAUAUCCAGAAUUCUUAAAAUUACCUACUUAUGUGUUUUCAAAAAUCUUGUUCAUAUUUUCAUAAGAUGAAUAUUAUACCAAUAUUAUUGUAAUAUACACUUAAAUAAAAUAUACAUUUAUUCUUUUACAUAAAUUUAAUAAACAUUUAAUUUUAAAUAUAUAGUAUUUAAGACAUUAGGUCUCUUUUGUUUAUAUGGAGUUAUAAGAAAGGACAAAUGAUAAUUUAAAGUUAUUUUUUAAAUGUUUGCAAAUAUAUUUACAUCAUAAGUUUGGGAGUGAGUUCCCAGGAAUUAUUAUCUCUUUAAAUUUUGUGUUCGAUAAGUAUAAGUUUAUUAGGUUAUUAUAAUAAAGUUAUCUUAAAGGGGAAAUAAAAAUAUGAAAACCACCUGUAGCUGUAUUUAUCUACAUACGCACAUGACUAUAAAAUGUAUGUGCUUCAUUUGUAGGGGAAACUACUCGUUCUGGUUAGAGAAAUCACGAUAAUUAGCGUGCCUAU